Coffea eugenioides is the source of this 828-nucleotide messenger RNA. RefSeq lists its product as uncharacterized. The record is from RefSeq and is a predicted model, not a curated record. NCBI's taxonomy places the organism in Eukaryota, Viridiplantae, Streptophyta, Magnoliopsida, Gentianales, Rubiaceae. The transcript has 4 exons. The coding region runs from base 130 to 828 and encodes 232 amino acids.
AAGAAUCUCCCACGACAAAAUCUUUCCUUUUUUUCAUCUCUUCUAGUUUUCUUCUCCCCUGUUUUGUUUCUUUUAACUAUCUAGAUUGUAUUGGAUUUGUUUAAUCAAAUUCCAAUUGAAUCGGAAGGGAUGGUGGUGAAGAUGAUGAAGUGGUCGCCGUGGCCGACUCUGGCCACCAGAAGGUACAAGGUGAAGGUGAAGUCCCUGAAGCUCCUCCUAGGAUGUUCGGAUGAUGACGACGACGACAUUGAUCAUAGUGCUUGCGCUCUAGAUCAAGGAGACGUUGAGGAAAAGGUUAUAGCCAUCAAGAUGAGAUGGAAAGGCGAACCCAAGUUUGGAUUGGUCCCUUUUCAUCUACCAUCCUCCAAACAAUGCAGACAUUUUUCCAGGGAAAAGGUUGUGAAGAAAUUGGAGGAAGGAAAUAUUAAGGCCAUUGAAUGGAAUGGUGAUGAGGUGUUGGAGUUGGAGAAUUUCUGCAGCUUUACAAUUGUGUCAACCAGUCAAGAUGGUCGUCCAAAGUUUGCUCCUUGGGAUGUGUCCUUCAGUCUUUUAUAUGGAGAGAAGAAGAAGAAGACAGAGAGCAGCAAGGGUAAAUUGGUGGUGAUUGGAAGGGCCUCCUUGAAUAUAGCGGAGAUGGUGGCUGGGAGGAUGAUGGAGCCUUCUCCUGAUGAUUAUGAUCUUCAUCAAGAAGUUGAAGCAAAACUUCCCAUCAAUCUACAGAUUGGAGGGAUUACCAAAGAAGCCCAUUUCCUGGCGCCACAUGAAACCUAUGAAACGAGAAAUGUAAACCAGAAAGUGGCACCGUCCAAAAGAGUUUUUGUUCAUUGA